Molecule: messenger RNA, 1520 nt
Organism: Cicer arietinum (chickpea)
Lineage: Eukaryota; Viridiplantae; Streptophyta; Magnoliopsida; Fabales; Fabaceae
Source: RefSeq, a predicted model, not a curated record
UAUAUAUCUUUCUAUCUAUCUUGUGGAACCAACCUCGGAACGCUUCUUCUGUCUUCUUUGCUCACCAAAUCAUCAUCAUCAUCUUCUUCUUCCAUAAUAAGACACAAUAAUAUUUACCCCUCUUUCUGAAAACUCUGUCUGUUUAUCCAUUUUCCCAAAGUUUGCUAAUUUUUUCUUCAAUUCUCUCUUCGAUAAAAGUUUUCCAAUUACCUCUUUUGGCUCUGGAAAUGGCUAAUUGGAGAAAACAACAAGGGGUCACUCAUCAUCAUCAUCAACUGGGUCACUGGCGAUCCUCAUCAUCUUGUUAUAACGGAAAACCACCUUUCGAUUAUAGGCAUCCAACAGUGCCUUUGUGGGAAAAGAAGUUUUGUGCUACAAUUGGUUCAGUUCCAUGGGGAAAGCUAUUAGAAGGCAAGAGGUAUAUGUAUCUGCAUGACAAUGUGAUAAAGUGGGAUGACUCUGCUGUCAAGGAGGCAUUUGACAAUGCAAAAAACAGGUUUUGGGCUGAGAUUAACGGCUUUCCCUUCGACAUACCAUUGCCUGAUCCCAACAUGUACCUCGACGAUGUAGAUUGGGACGCAAGUGUUGACCCCGAGCUUUUUCUUGACUUGGAAAGAGAGGCACAGGUCUCCAGCUCGGAAGAAAAAGGCGAAGAGGUUGUGAUUCUCGGUAGUUCUCUCAUCUUGAACCAGUCUUAUUCGGGUCCCGGAUGGGGACCUACUGGAUGGGGGGACGAAGAAGAAAAAGAAGAAGUCACAAAGCCUUAUGAACCAAAUUAUGCGGCCGAUGGAUGGGAAUCGAACCAACAUGAAAAUAAUGAAACAAACUCUUGGGAAAAGUAUUUUGCUCCUCCUGUUGAACCAGCAAAAGAAUACGGAUGGCAAAAUAGUCGGAACGAUUAUCGGGGAUGGAAUGAGUGGGAGCAAUAUGGCGGUGGCUUGCACAACAAGUUUCAAGAAAGAAAUGGUGGGAAUGGAAAUUGGGGAACAUGGGAUGGAUAUAACGGAAGGCGAGAAAACAUGUCAUGGUCUAAGACACCUGAAUAUCAUAAUGGUAACGAGUAUCGGAUGAAUAGAGGAAGAAGAAGAAAUAAUAAUAGAGGAGGAGGAGGAAGAAGGGGAAAUUUUGCUUAUGUGGACAAAGUAGCUACUCCUAGUGCAAGGUAAAUGAAGACCAAAUGCCUUGGACUGCAAGAAAGGAUUCCUAUGAAGCUGCUAAAGGGUCUCAGUUUUGUGAAAGUAGCUGAGGAUAUAAGUUUUGUUAUAUAGGUGGUAAUAUAAUGUGAUAUUACAUCAUAAGAAUUAUGGCUUUUUCAAUUUUGUUAUAUUCAUCACAUGGCUUUAUUGUCUAUUGGUGCUUAUAUAGAUGAAAUAUGCCUGCAGUAAUGAGAGGUUUGGGUAUAUUAUAUAGAUGGAAUAUGAGAAGAGCAAUUGCAUUUUAAAUGAAGCUAAAUUGUUUCAUUCUUGUGUCCUUGAUGAUCUUUGUUCCUUGAUGCAUUCAAUUGAAGUGAAAUUGUUUCA